Messenger RNA from Nerophis lumbriciformis (worm pipefish), 1032 nucleotides. The record is from RefSeq and is a predicted model, not a curated record. Lineage: Eukaryota; Metazoa; Chordata; Actinopteri; Syngnathiformes; Syngnathidae.
AUGGAGCCGCCCUUGUUCCCUCGAGAGUCCGGACAGUUUGUUGCAGAGCAGAGUCAGGAUGUGUUUGUGGAGGAAGAAGGUGUAUGGAAGGUAGCGGAGAUGCUUUACAAUCUGCGGGGCAAAGAUGAGCUGAGGGCCAGUGGCUGGAAGAAGGCCAACCCCCUGGCCCCUUCACCCACCUCAGACCAGGGGAGUCAUCAUGCCUUCAAUUGGGUGUUUGUGGUGGACACCAUGAACUUUUCCUUUUGGCCUGAUGAGGCAACACGGCAGUGCGAGGUGACCUUCCGAGGGAUCACACACACAGGCUACAUGACCUUGUGCGCUGCCAUCACCAGAGCCAUGGAAGAAGGGGUGCCCAUUACUGACCCAAAGUUCUUCUCCCAGAUAUCCAUGGAUGAGUUGGCGCACAUCCUUAGGUCGGACAACAAAACGCCCAUGCCCAUGCUUCAAGAACGCCAUAAGGUGCUGACUGAAGGAGGUCGUGUGCUGUUGGAACAUGGUGGAAGCUUCCAGAGCUUCAUCAGCCAGGCUGAGAACGAUGCCCGCAAGAUGGUGGAGCUUAUCGUAAAGAAAAUACCCUCCUACCGAGAUGAAGCUGUGUACCAGGGGAAGAGAAUCUCAUUGUAUAAGAGGGCGCAGAUCCUCGUGGCAGAUUACUGGGCCGUUGCAGCAGCCAGAGGCGAGGCGGACAUCAUCAAUAUAGACUGGCUUACCAUGUUCGCUGACUACCGGGUCCCACAGGCCCUUGUCUACUUGGGCGCACUGCGAUACUCGGAAUCUCUAAUGCACACACUCAAGAGUGGUGAACUGUUGGAUUCGGGCGACCGCAGGGAGGUGGAGAUCAGGGCGUGCUCCAUUUGGGCAGUAGAGCGCAUCAAGGACCGCCUGGACGAGCUGGCGCGGGAGCGAGGCAGCAACAGCGGAGGCAUCAACUCUGUGCUGAUCGACUUCUAUCUAUGGCCGUAUGCCAAGCAGCACCACAGAGAGAUGGCCCACAUUCCCAUACACCACACACGAUGUGUUUACUACUGA